Molecule: messenger RNA, 5592 nt
Organism: Babesia bigemina
Lineage: Eukaryota; Apicomplexa; Aconoidasida; Piroplasmida; Babesiidae
Product: ubiquitin transferase, HECT domain containing protein, putative
Exons: 2
Coding region: 1-5592 (1863 amino acids)
Biological process (GO): protein polyubiquitination; proteasome-mediated ubiquitin-dependent protein catabolic process
Molecular function (GO): ubiquitin protein ligase activity
Source: RefSeq, a predicted model, not a curated record
AUGGCAGACUAUAUCUCGCCCCCCGUGGGUAUGGCCCCGUUCCAUGACGGGACGGAGCUCGGCCGUGUCCUUAGUAAAGCAAAAUGGAUCACCAUGCUGAACACACUGGAGGCCGGUGGCCACGCGGAACAGCUGUUGAUUCUGAGCGAGCUCUCGACUUACCUGAGCUACGCCACUGAGGAUACGUUGCUUGGGUUUCCUGCGUGGAGCUACCUGAAGGUGCUGAUGCACAUGAUUCAGCACCCUCGGGUGAAGUACGCUUCGAUGAAGAAACGGAAGAAUGCGAAUAGGGCCGAGGAUCUAACCUGCCUUGAUCCCGAUUUGCCCUUCUGCAAGAUGAUCGAGUCGCAGAGGAAUCGUGCUCAGCGGCAGGAGGCGGAGCAGGCCGCGAUGUUGGAGUCCUCAGAUGACGAAGAAGAGUCUGAUACGGGCGCCUUCACCCACCCCGACCUACCUCCGCACAUCAACCUCCUCCCGCACGAGCUGAAGAAUAGACCAACGAUUCGCGAUCGGGAUGUGGAUCUGAUCUCUGAGGACAUGGCCGUCAACAAAUCCAUCACUGCCGCCUCGUGUGUGAACAUCAUUCUGGACAUCCUGCCUCACGCUGCGAGCUUCUUCAUGUCGAACAGCGCCCAGCUGGAUGCCCUGCAACGCCAGCUGGAGGACAUAGAGUACAUCGACUUGGCUGAGCGCAUCCUGCUGAUUUACGAGAAGCUGGUGAAGGAGAUUCCUGUGACCGUGGUGAAAAGCGGAGCCCUCAUCACGAUGAUGCGGUUCAUCGACUUCUUCCCGCUGGACGUGCAAGUCGGCACGCUCACGGCGAUCGUGCUGGCGGUGAAGCGCAUCGAGCGAGGCGACAGCGUGCGCAACUUCUUGAUCCCCCUCGUGCCCUACGCGACGCAGGCCCUACGGAACGGCAACAAGAAGAUCGUGCAACUGGCGUGCUGCAUGUGGAAGAGCAUCAUCAACACGAUGCUUCGGGCUUCGUACAAGAACACGUCGCACUUGUCGGAGGUGAUGGGCAGCAUGGUGCGUUCAGUGGUUUCGUGUGACGCCGUGCGGGACAUGUGUACUGUAGUGUUCAAGAGCUCCGGUAAGUUGAACCGCGAGAACGUGGAAGAGUGCAUCUACUGUCUCGCGGUCGUGACCAACGAGUCCAACGAGUUGAUGUCCCAGAUAGCCACGAUAGACGUGCUGCCGAUUAUGAGCCGCUGGCUCGGCAACAGCUGCGAUAGCGUGGUGCUGCGCUUGGUGGAUCUCGGCCUGGCGAUGCUGGGCAGCUACCACAGCAUAGACCCGCUCGUCAUUGACUGCAACCAGCUCUACCACCGCGCGGACUACUACAGCGACUUUACGACGCACCUGCAGGCGGUUGCCGAGACUUACUCGAUCCGAACCCUGGUCGACAUCUUCGACAAUACGGCGUCGCAGCAGCUGCGCAACCGGCUGCUGCUGAUGAUCCUGCGUCUGUUGGAGAUGGCGUGCGAGGUGCCCAUUUGCGUCGGCCACGUCAUCGACGACCUGCCGCUGUUUAAGGUGCUCGACGCGGUGUGCUACACGCUGAGGUUCCAGAGCCAGGAGGAGCACAGCGAGGUGGCUGUGCACAUCAUUACGUGCCUGAUGCGCCUUAUGGAGCCCAGAAACAUAGCCGACACCCUCGGACGAUACGGCCUGUCGGCGUUGCUGAGGGUGCUUAAAAGGCCAGCGGUGCAGCACGAGGUGAGGUAUAUUAUGGACUCGUUACCGCCUCCCCCGACGCACAUAGUGACCAAGUCAGAGUUCGAAAUGAUAGCAGCGAUCAAGGACAACAGCGUUGCGCUGACGCACCACGAGCUCUUGCAGUACGGUUUGAUGGAAAUGAAUUACGCAAAGUUGGUGUCGCCCAAAGCGCUGCCCGAGCUGCUGGGCUCAGUCAUCAAGGAUGCAGGCCAAUACUUCGCCCCGUCGGUAAAUGAGGCUGGCAUUAAGGCACUUUGGAGAGCCUUUGGCAGCGUUUUGGAAGCGCAGCCAGAGUUCAAGCCGCGUAUCGUCAAAGACUUUGACAGUGACGAUGAGACCACGGAUGGCUCUCCUAUGCAGAUUGGUUGGUAUGAGGAGGCCAUGCAACCCGAGUCGAGUGAAACCUCCAGUUUAACCGCCUCCAGCGAGGCUUUGGCGAUGCUCGAUACCUGCAGUUUGACUGGCGGCUCCGUGAGCUUAAACCGCCAUCCAGCGGGCGAAGGGGCUAACACUGGCGGCUCCACUUCAAGUGGAAGAGCCAAUAACAGCGGUGUGGGCGCCUCAAGUUCUUCGAGUUCCAGGUCAAGGUCUUCAGGUAGACAGCUGUUGAUCUCAACCACUCCGGGUUCGGAGAUGGCCUUGGUGAGCGACCUCCCCGAAUGCCGGGUAAGGCCUGAGGAUAUACGGACCUCUCCCUCACCAAUCGAGAUACGUAGGACUAUGCUUGGUACGCCUGGGACGUAUGAUUCCAUAGAAGUUGUGGAACAUGUCCAAGUCACACCGUUGUACGAUGAUGAUCAGCCGCAGCAGCAGCAUCCGGCCGCGCCAUCGCAACCCGUGGCCAACGAACCGACGCUUGGCGUUGCAGAAGACGGACACAUGGUGCCUGUGCAAGAUGCUCCCUCGGUCGUGGAAAACCCGGCUCCAACAGAUGCUCCUACAGACGCUCCUACAGAUGCCCCUCAGAUCUCAUCUGCCGAAACACCGUCCGCAGCGGCGCCCGAGCAGUCCCGCGAAAGUAGUAUUCAUGCAGAACUUAAUGGGGUGAUUGCGCAGAUGCGUGAAGAUGGAUUGGGUAUGGAGGACGUGCUCGACUCGGUUGAGAUGCUGGCUCAGCAUUACCAGGACAACCCGUUGCUUAACGCCAGAACAAGGGCCAACACCACUACGGCCUCCAGGACACGUUCCCGUCGGUCUGAGAGUAGGCCAAGGAAGAACUCGGACGAUCGCACGAGAAGGAAUGGGGAUCAGCAUAGAAAGAUACUCGAAGAGCAGGCGCAGUUCCGCAACCGGUUGCGACACGCACUCAGCUUCAUCACCUCGUACACCCGAAGCGAUGCGUUGCCGUAUCCGCUCAACUGCGUUACCCGCGAAGUGAAGCUCCAGAUCAGCUGCAUCGACACCGACGAGCUGUUAGUCGGUAUAGCGCCCUUGUCAAUACGCACGCCGUCGCUGGUGUCGGUGUCCAAGAUUGAGACCUACGUGCUGACCUACCUGAACACCCAUAUUAAGGAGCCCCCCAAGGAUCUUGUGCUGAGCCCCAAUAAAAGGGCCAGGCUGUACACGGAUGAUGGCAGGUUUGGGGGAUACUACCUGGGUGUCCAGCUGUACUACAAGGAUCGCCCUCUGGCACCCAGCAUGUGCCUCUACCAGGCGCUUAUCAUGCUGAACGGCGGCGAGAAAGGCGCCAUCUGGGAGGAAAUUAACGAACUGUCUUACACCGCCACGAGGCGAGUAUGUGGUCCCACCUGGAGCCUGCUGCUUUCCGGGCGCCACAGCCCCCUGGUGGCGCAACUCUGCGAAGACCGCCAUAGCCCGUUCGGGCUAUUUUUGGGCUUAUCCAGCUACGUCAACGGCGUGGGAAAGGCGGCCUUGCCUGAGAUGAUCAGGGUGCUCAAGGAGCGCUUGGUCUACGUCGAUGGCAGAGAAGAUGCAGUCGAAAUGCGUGCGAUUCUGAAUGAGGUGAUGAAGAUUCGGCCGCCGGCCGAUGCAUCGUCCAGGUUUUCGUUGGACGCUGAUGCUACCGAAUCAUUUAACGGAAUGACAAUAUCGUCAGUUGACAAGAAGAGCAAACCAGUCAAGCAUGCCGACAUUAACACACCCGAGAUGGACUACUACGUCGAUUGCGUCGCUCAAGCUUUGGAGCGCAUGGACGAGAUCCUUAGCGGGAGGACGAGCGAUGACGUGCUGAUUGCCACGAGGUUGACGGCUGGAGAGGAAUCCGAGCUUAGUGAGGACUCCCGCAACCAACUGCAGAUGAUGGUGGUGAUCUACACGUUAAUGACGGAAUUGAGCCUGUUCCUUGACGAGGACCCGAUACGUGUGCCAUUCUCCAAGAGGAUGACUUUCGGGAUGCUGAACCUGCUGAGCAACGUUGGGGAGGCGUUGUGCUACCACACCCCGUCCUGGUUCGUCCAACUGAUGCUCAUCUGCCCGUACAUGUUCUCGUUUGAAACACGCCGCAUGAUAUUCGACGUGUUGGCUACUGGCCCCCACAGGUUGAUGUCACAGUUCCAGACCCGCUUGUGCGCGCUUUUCGACACGGGCACUGUGUUCUCCAAGUAUAGCGAGGCGCACACCGCGGACAGUCUCGAUGAGAUCCUCCGUCAGCGGUUGUUCACGCAUAAAACCGUUAAACCAUCGGCGCUCGUUGACAUCGAAACCACAUUGCGGCUGCCAAAGCUGAAGGCCUCGUGCUCCAGGCUCCAUGUCGUGCGGGAUGCCAUGAUAAUCAUGGAUCAGGUGGCGCGCUCGGUGGCUGACCUCGACGCAGUGCCGCGCCUUGAGAUCGAGUUCGACGGUGAGACCGGUACGGGCUCGGGUCCAGCUCAGGAAUUCUACACCAUGGUCAUCGAAUCCAUUUUGGGGGCCGAGUCCAACGGCUGUUCGCCCGUGGAGGUGAUCAACGGAUACGUCUACCCCAAAGUUUACCAUCCCCCCAGCGAUUGGGUCGACGACUUUGACCUAUCAGUGUUCAAGCGGGCCAGUAAGUGCACGAUGAAUGGCCGUGCGGCGGACGGCUACGGUCCGAUCAUAGAAGAGAUGAUGGAUGACAACGUAACCACCAGGGUCUUCCGGUUGUUCAAGCUGCUUGGCCAGAUGUGUGCCUCCGCCAUGCUGGACAACAAACUUUUGGAGUUUAACUUGCACCCCUUGUUCUGGAAGCUCUGCCAGAACCCCUACUCUCCCAAGAACUGCUCUAUGUACGCGUUGAGCGCCGUUGACCCGAUGUUGGCUUGUUCGUUGACCAACCUGCUCACGUACGAAAAUGUGGCUGACGCUGGGUUGUAUUUCAUGUACCAAGGUAUUCCCCUGGUUGAAGGCGGUGAAAAUGUGCUUGUUACCACCGAGAAUGUGAUAGAUUACGUCCGUGGUGUCAUUCGGGUGCGCCUGUACGACGGCAUCCGGCUGGCCGUGUGGUCGUUCCGCAUGGGUUUCGCCAUGAUGGUACCGGUGGACUCGCUGGCGCUGUUCACCCCUCUCGAGCUCGCCGAUGAAAUCUUCAGCACCGGCGAUAAUGACGCCUUCUGGACGCGUGAUCAUCUGCUGACGAACAUUGUACCCGACCACGGGUACGAGUCUACGUCAGCGCCAUACCAGACGCUGAUCAACGUGCUCACGGAACUCUCGGAGGACGAGCGCCGCAAGUUCCUGCGCUUCUGCACGGGAGCGCCCACGCUACCCAAGGAAGGAUUCGCGGGACUACGGCCCCUCAUGCGAGUGGUGAAGAAAUGCGACAGCUCCAACGAUCUUCCUAGCGUCAUGACAUGCUCCAACUAUCUCAAGCUUCCCGAGUACGAAGACCUCGACCUCGUGAAAACGAAGCUGCUCCAGGCCAUUGCGGAGGGGCAGGGUUCAUUCUACCUCUCCUGA